This is a messenger RNA of Aspergillus saccharolyticus JOP 1030-1, 1101 nucleotides long. Its product is annotated as putative cystathionine beta-synthase (beta-thionase). The record is from RefSeq and is a predicted model, not a curated record. Lineage: Eukaryota; Fungi; Ascomycota; Eurotiomycetes; Eurotiales; Aspergillaceae. The coding region runs from base 214 to 753 and encodes 179 amino acids. The transcript has 2 exons.
GCCCGCUCGGUGAUCGAUGAAAUUUGGUCCGAUCACUAACAACCUGACAGUGGCCGAGUGGAUGCUUGACUCACGCAAUAUCAACCUCACCUGUUCAUUCCCGUGCCUAAUCCCGGAAUUCUAGUCCGGCAGCAGUCGCCGAACUGUGCUGUACCAACCAAGCCGACCCCUCACCCUCGCAUUUCCCCACUAUUCUCCCCUCCUACCAACAUCAUGGCCUCUUACUUGAGCGCCAGUGAGGCUUUCGCCCAAGAGAAGCUCGUGCAGGAUGCACAGCAGCCGGUCUCGCAGUCCGCCUGGGCGGACAAAUAUCGUGGUGCCACGGUUGAGGAUCUCGACCCUCCCCCGGCCCUGUCUGUCUCCCCCGAGGACCCCAUCUCCUCUGCCCUACUCGCGGCGUAUGAACGUGACUACACACACCUUACCGUCACCUCCUCGACGAAACGUUCUCUCCUUGGAUACAUCAGCAUUCCCCGCCUCAAGGAGUUACUGAAGGAAGGCGCUGUGAAAGAAACCGACUCAGUCUCCGCUGCCAUGCAACGGUUCAACCGCAAGCGCGGCACAUACCAAGUGAUUACGAUGGAGACCCCGUUGGAGGAGCUGGAGCAGUUCUUCGAGAGCGAGACCGAUGCCAGCGGAGCCACGCGGGCCAAGCAGACUUUCGCAGUUGUCACGGAUGUGUCGCGCAAGUUCGUGCUCGGCGUCGCGACCAAGGCGGACUUGGAGGAGUUUGUCAAGAGACGCCCGACUUAAUUACUACAUCCUCUUUGCCGUUAAGCUGGUCCACUAUAUGAUUCCCUGCAGGGCCCCUUCUUCAAGCCGAAAUAAUUGCAUCUGAGGGCGCAGUUUUCUUUGUACCCUGGUUUUGUGAACUCCUUUGAUUCCACCCACUGUGCCUGGUCCACAGGAUGAGCAGCCUACUAGCGUAGCAGCGUAUUUGCGCCUAUUAUGAUCGAACCAAAGUAUGCUUCUGAACAUCAAAACUAAUCUCGGUCGAACUAGGACUUGCAGAUUGGUUUUUCGGAGCAAUCACCCAUAGACACAUGAAAAAUACAUAGCAUACACGCAGCUGCCCUCGAACGCCAUAGCUUUAAACACCUG